AUGGGGGCUAUCAUCGCUGAGGCUGACCGCCCGGGGUCGCAAACCGAUGAGAAGAUCGACGUUGAGCAGCUCGACAGGACGGGUGUGCCGCCGGCAACGCUCCAGUCCUUUGCCCAUUUGGAUGAGAAGAAAAUCCUGCGGAAGAUGGAUAUGCGGCUCAUUCCGAUGCUCGCCCUCCUCUACCUCCUCUCCUUUCUCGACCGCGGGAACAUUGGCAAUGCAAAAAUUGAAGGCUUACAAGAGGAUCUCGGCCUCACAGACGACCAGUAUAACUGGUGCUUGACGGCAUUUUUCUUCACUUAUGCUGCCUUCGAAGUGCCGAGCAACCUUAUGCUAAAAAGGGUCCGACCUUCCAUCUGGCUCCCCGCCAUCAUGAUUGCCUGGGGAAUUGUUAUGACGCUGAUGGGCAUUGUGCACAAUUAUGCCGGUCUCCUCUCGGCGCGCAUCUUCCUCGGAGUGACCGAGGCCGGGUUGUUCCCCGGUGUUGCCUAUUACUUGACCAACUGGUACAAACGGGAAGAAAUCCAGCUCAGACAGGCCAUGUUCUUCAGCGCGGCGAGUGUUGCCGGGGCGUUCAGCGGGCUCCUGGCGUUGCCCAAGCUGACGAGUUUCGGUGGCAGUAUGUCAAGGAUGCGUUCCUCGACUGGGCAGAUUUGGGUCAACAUCUUUGUCUACUGGGGCGUCGUCUGCCCCCUGUACGGCAUCUCCCUAUUCCUCCCAACCAUCAUCCGGCACCUCGGGUACCAAAGCAGCGAGGCGCAGCUCAUGACCGUACCCAUCUACAUCACCGCGGCCAUCCUCGCCGUCGUGGCCGCCGACUUCUCCGACCGGGUGGGCAAGCGCAGCCCCUUCAUCGUCGGCUUCCUGCUCGUCAUGGCCGUCGGCUUCUCCAUGUGCAUCGCCACGGACCCCAAGGAACAGCCACGUGUCGUGUACGCCGGCGUGUUCGUCGCCGCCUGCGCCAUCUACCCGGCGUUCCCGGGCGUCAUCGCCUGGCUGUCCAACAACCUGUCCGGCUCGCUCAAGCGCUCCGUCGGCAUGGCCGUGCAGAUUGGCGUGGGAAACUUGGGUGGUGCCAUGGCAUCCAACUUCUACCGCGCCCGGGACGCUCCCCGGUACCGGUUGGGGCAUGGGUUGGAGCUCGGCUUUAUUGGCGCGGGCGUUGUUGCGUCGCUGAUUUUGGUGGUUGGUUACACGACUGAGAACAAGAAACGGGCGAGGAGGAUCGAGGAGGGUGCGCUGGACUCGUACACGCCGCAGGAACUGUCCGAAAAGGGCGAUAGGGCGGUCACAUAUCGUUAUGUGCUGUGA
Messenger RNA from Chaetomium globosum CBS 148.51, 1311 nucleotides. RefSeq lists its product as uncharacterized. Bases 1 to 1311 code for a protein of 436 amino acids. The record is from RefSeq and is a predicted model, not a curated record. Lineage: Eukaryota; Fungi; Ascomycota; Sordariomycetes; Sordariales; Chaetomiaceae. Gene Ontology annotation, molecular function: transmembrane transporter activity. Gene Ontology annotation, biological process: transmembrane transport. Gene Ontology annotation, cellular component: membrane. The transcript is spliced from 6 exons.